This is a messenger RNA of Astrephomene gubernaculifera, 2005 nucleotides long. Lineage: Eukaryota; Viridiplantae; Chlorophyta; Chlorophyceae; Chlamydomonadales; Astrephomenaceae. The record is from the annotation of a GenBank genome assembly.
UACCAUUUGCUUUUCCCUUUUGUAAAAACAUGGAGAUUGUUUGCAACAAGCAAAUUAGGGCCUUGGGGUAAACACGAAAGACUUCACCGCCCUAGUUCUGAUACGUUAGCACGCCACCAUGGGAGCAUACUUGUCCUCUCCUAUCACUGAUAAGGAAACAUUUGAAGGGGAUGGCCAUGGCUUGCGCUUCGGGGGAGGCGCUAUGCAGGGCUGGCGCCGCACCAUGGAGGACGCGCAUCUGGCCGAGGUCAACGUCGCAAACGACCCUAAUGUAGCUGUCUUCGGUGUCUUUGAUGGGCACGGUGGCGCUGAGGUAGCAAAGUUUUGCCAGAAGUAUAUGACCACGGAGCUGCAGCGACUGGAGGAGUUCGGGAAGGGCAGUGUGGAGGACAGCCUCACCAAGGUCUUCCACCGAAUGGAUGAGAUGCUCCGUGAUCAGCGGUAUGCUGAGGAGCUGGAGAAGCUAAAAACGAAAGAGUCCACGGAGGACGAUGGCGACGGCGAGGGGGGCAGUGUGGACCCGCUCGACCUGCUGCGCAGGGUCUUCCAGCUGAAGCGUUUUGUAGGUGGAAACAGCAACGCGGGUGAAGGUGGAAGCGGCCAAGCAGAGGAGAGCAGCGAGAGCCCUGAGGAGGAGCUAGUGCAAGCUGGCUGCACUGCAGUUGUUGCAGUGAAGUUCGGCUCCGACCUCUACGUCGCGAAUGCGGGCGAUAGCCGUGGUGUCCUCAGCCGUGGAGGUCGGGCUGUCGCUCUCAGCGAGGACCAUAAGCCAGCUCAAGAGGGUGAGCGCUCGCGCAUUAUCGCGGCCGGCGGCUUUCUGUCGGAAAUUGGAGGUGUUUGCCGCGUAAACGGCAACCUCAACCUCAGCCGCGCUAUUGGCGACCUGAAAUACAAAACCAACGUGGAGCUUCCGGCAAAGGACCAGAUUAUCACUGCGCAACCCGACAUCCGCAAGGUUACCCUGUCUCCAGAGGACCGCUUCUUCCUUCUGGCUUGCGAUGGUGUUUGGGACGUGAUGUCAAACCAGGAGGCUAUUGAUUUUGUGGGCUCCAAGCUCGACCAGGGCAUGACGCCUAGCCAGGCGGCAUGUGCCCUGCUUGACGCAUGUCUCGCGAGCGACCCGAAGGAGGCUCGCGGUGUAGGAUGCGACAACAUGACGGUUGUCGUGGUGCAACUGCAGCCGACCAGCGGCAGCAGCUAAGCGUUGGCGGCAAGCCGGUUGUGACUUUCGGUUAGAGGUGUAACGAUUGAUGGCUUGGGGUGAGCGGAUUGUCGUUGUGUGUUACACGCAUAUCCAUGGGGGUUAAGGGGCAGCAGAUCACUUAGAGAAGAUACAGCGCGUGCUCUUAGGGGCGCGCAAAAGGAUACUAGGGGGCAAGUGUGUUGCACGGGUGUUUGGACCCCGCAAUGUAGGCGCCAGUGCAGCCAGCGCCCGUUCACAUUUGAUUGUGACCCGGUGUGUUCGCGUGGGGGUAAUGCAGCGAAACAGCCGGGGACGCAUCCCAGGUCGUGUAAAGGUUAUGCCUGAACGCUUUUCAUUUCUCCUUCGGCAUUCUAUAGUUGCGCUUGCUGGGUUUCUAGAGUCAUUACAACUUGUAGUGGGUGGUUUCUACAGGGGGCUUAGGGGGGGUGGGGAAACGCUAACAGAAGAACUAUUAUGAAUGCCCUGCUGCGGAUUGUGUAGUUUGUGUAAAGACUGUACGGCAAUGGGUUUGCUCUGCUUUCUCGCCACUGGUGCAUUUGGUCAAGUGGGGCAGGUGUACCCACACGGCUUUUGGCAUGAUUUGCGUGUAAACGUUAUGCGAGCGGAUUUUGAGGAUUUUGGCUCCAGGUUUCAACUGCGCCCCGUGCGGGUAUCGUCUCUUCCGACAGGUGGUGGGAAAGGCGUUGCGCAAGACGCGCCUUGCAAUCGGUUUUGACCACAAUCCCCGUGCCGCUUGCGCCCUUACAAGUAACAAGGACGCUACGAAUGACGGCCUAAACAUGUGACUGCUGUCCUCAUUUA